AUGCUUCAGGGCCUGAAACAAAUGGAAAGUCAGUCUGGAAGGCCGAUCAGGGCUGGCCUAUUCAUUCAGCCUGUGGAAAUCAUCUCGGAUCUUCUAAAGCGACUCUACACCGAAUUCCUCGCCUUUUUGGCCGGAAAAUCUUUUCGAAGCGCUGUUCCGCCAAUCCAGUUCUGGUUCACUCUACCAGCAACUUGGUCCAACCCCACUCGCAUGCGCAUGCUGGAGGCAAUCAAUGGGGCUGGUUUUCUCAGCCGAGACGUAGACACGAUCUAUUUCAUCACUGAGGCCGAAUCUGCUGCUUCGUAUUAUGUCAAUACCCAUUCUGAGUCCUUCGAGAACUUUGCCGCUUUUUUCAUUCAAAGCGCAAAUCCAAGUUUAGCUGGUCAGCAACUCGCUUUCACAGCGAUUCGAUGCGGCGCUGCCGAUGUUGAUUACAAGCUGUACAAUAUCCUAUGCCGUGGGCUCGGCCAGUCGGUCAACGAGUUGAAUGAAGAGCUUCGUGGACCGACAGGCAAGCUGAUGCGAGUCAUCAGAAGAGACAAGGCCAAGUUUGAGCGCGACCCAGUAACAGUUCCACUGCAAACUGUGGCUCGCAACGCCAACCCUGCAGUGUACGAUCGGAGACGAUCUCGAUUCACAUUUCAUCCUCACGAUGUGCAGGGCGCAUACAGGCCUGUUAUCAAUGUUGUCCUGAGCACCCUACUCCAGCAAUUGAAUAACAUGGCAAUCUCCAAUCCCAGCGCCAUCAAAAUUCUUUUGACCGGGGGGCUUAGCAAAGCUUUCCAUGUUCAAGAGGAGGUGAAGAAUUUUAUGCUCCGUCAAGACCUGGCAUAUUCGAUUUAUCCUGUUACAGAAGCGGUUGCACAUGGAGCCGUAUGGCGAGACUUGUUCGGGGGACUCAACCAGUCACCCAAGUCUCCCAGGAAUUUUGGCUUGGUUUCAAGAGAGCUUCCACCGCUUUCACCUGCUGAGCGACGGCCAUUGCAAGUGCCUCCAAUUUUUGGCCGUCCUGUCUGGUUCCUUCCGAAGGACAAAGGAUUCAGCGUCCCUCAUCAAGGGUGCUUGACGGUGAAGAUUUGCCAUGGAAGUAAUGAUCCUGACAUAGUUACCAUCGCAAUUUGCGAGAAUGACGCUUCGGGUGACCCCCCGGCGCAACUAGACAGUCGAUUUAAGUAUCCCCGAGAACUGAUUCUGAUUUUGGCGGGGUUGUUUCCAUUAACACAGUGCGAUAUACGCGCAGCGUGCCGGACCGAUCGCUUCCUCACCUUGAAUUUCGACGGGGCCGCCCUGGAAUACUUCUGGCACCAGAAAGUCGGAGACGAGGUCUUUUACUGUCUGGAAGUGAAGGUCAUUUGGACUAUACCGGCCAGCGACGGAUGGAUCACUCUUCACGCGUUCGCCCUGGGGCGCCGGAUUGGGGAGGUAGAAGUCAACAUGCAGAAUGGGUUCUGA
This is a messenger RNA of Aspergillus affinis, 1452 nucleotides long. RefSeq names its product Hsp70 family protein. Bases 1 to 1452 code for a protein of 483 amino acids. The transcript has 7 exons. Lineage: Eukaryota; Fungi; Ascomycota; Eurotiomycetes; Eurotiales; Aspergillaceae. The record is from RefSeq and is a predicted model, not a curated record.